AGAAACCAUACAAUCAACAGUUUAUACAACAUGUGCUGUCAUACAGAUUGAUUGAAAACUGUAUAAAUGAAUACUGUUUUGUUUCAAGUGGUUGAGAGAACAACAGUCUUGCAUGUGUAAUACGGUGGUAGUGUACCUGAAUUUUUCACCAGUUGGCACACUUUAGUGUAUGUUUCUGGAGAAAUGGCAUCAAAAAUUGUAUUUUUAUUUUUAUAAUAUUGGCAGUAUUGAUUUACGUACAUCUCGUGUCAAAUUUUGACAGGUCAUGAGGUGACAUUCCGUUCAUCAUAUGACGAAUGCAUUUUUAUAGUCUCCUUCUCUCCUUUUUUAAAGUCUUGGCUAUUUGACAAUAAAUAAAAGUACGGCCAGCGGGGGUCUCAAUCCGAAAUGACGAAAUAUUAAGUUUUCAACAACGAACUUGACUAACGAUCGUCACCAAAAAAGUUGCCGGUAAAAAUCUAAUUGUUUGCGUUCAAUUUUCUAUCAACACCAACACAACUCUGUUUAUAUAUUUUGCUCGUAUUCCUUUGAUGUUCCUUACUGGAAAUCAGAAUGUUUACUCAAGAACUAAAAAUACACCCCCGAGAGUGUUGAAUAUAUAAUUAAAUAUUUCGGAAACGGAAUUAUGCAGUUGGACUUCCAGUGUAUCUAAUGUUGCUGGUCAAUAUCGCUACUACAAUGAUAAUUAAGUACCUACACGGACCCAUUCAGUAAAUGAUUAUGUGACAUCACCAUGACACAGACAGCAGUGUAUCUAAUCUUGGAAGUAAAAGUGUGAAUGUACAUUUCUAAAUUCUCAGUGAACUGAAACACAAACCAAACAGUCAUACAGCAUGUCUAAGGAGUCUGAAGAGGAAAAACAUGCUGUUUUUGUCACCCCUCCAUAUUGCAAAACAAAAUGCAAAGAUACAGGUUUGGUUUUUGAGGAGGAUGAGAUACCACUGUCUACCCUUGAAAUUUCUGAUCCUGGACAUGUUUUGAGAUUAUGUGAAAACCUCACAGACAGGUCUACCAAUCGGUUAGAGCUGAAGAUCAAUAGAUAUUUGAAACUAGAAACACUCUCAGAGAUGGUCUUCAUGAUUAACCUAUUGACUGUGUCUGAGGAAGCUGUCAUAAACGUGCUGUAUGACAAAAUACUUGAUAGUCCUAAACGGACACCCUUGGCAGAUGAUACAAUAGGCAACAUAAUCAAAUACAAAGACGAAUGCCUAAUCUGCGCAGAAACUUUGGAUCCCAAGAUACAAGGCUUGAUCGAUGAGGUCAUCCCCAAAGGGUCUGGGGAUCUUACUAUCGUUCCGAUUGUUGCAAAGGAACAACGAACCAAUGUACCUAACAGAUAUGCUAUGUGUCCUGUAUAUUUGAUAUGCUUUUUGAAUUCUCGCAAAGAUACACAUUACAUAUCGAGCCUAGUCAACGAAACAUUCAGGUAUUGCUUAGCUAUAUUAUUAAACACGAGAGAGUGCGAAGAGGAGAGAAGGUUAAAGCAGCAAUGUCAGUCCUUGCUCACGGUCGCCAGAAAAUUGUUUUCGCAUCUGGGCGACCUGAGCGAUCUUCUGAAAGAAAUAAUGUCAGAAGCGAGGAGACUGACGAAUGCUGAAAGAUGCUCGCUGUUCUUGCUGGAUCCUGAUCAUAUGCACCUGGUGGCUAAGGUGUUUGAUGGGGUCAGUUCAGCGGAGAAGAGCCAGGAGGUGCGGAUUGCCAAAGAUCAGGGGAUAGCAGUUUUUUACAGAUACUUGGCAUCAGGAAAUACAUUCACGGAUCUUCAAUACACAUUUAGAAUGGGAAUUAAAACUAUAAGUUAUAUUGUUCGAGAAGUAUGUAAAGCAAUAUGGUCCGAAUUGCAGAUAUAUAUGAAAAUUCCGUCAGAAGAGGAGUGGUUAAUGAUAGCAAACAAUUUUGAGAGUGCAUCGAAUUUUCCUUUGUGCUUAGGAGCGGUAGACGGGAAACACAUACGAGUUAUAAAGCCAGAAGAAAGUGGUUCAAUGUUUCUAAACUAUAAACAUUAUUUUUCAAUUGUGUUGAUGGCUGUGGUAGACUCAAAUUAUAAUUUUAUUUUCAUUGAUGUUGGUGCCUAUGUCAAAGAAUGCGAUUCGGCAUAUAAAUACAUUUAAGGAAACAGAGUUUUGGAAAAGUUUAGUGAACAAUAGAUUAAAUAUACCACCAUAUACCAACAAAUUGGGAACUCAGUGUGAACUACCCUAUGUAUUUGUUGCGGACGAGGCAUUCGCAUUACAUGAACAUUUACUUCGCUCGUUUGGUGGGCAUCAACUCGAUGAUGUAGAAUGAACAUUUAACUAUCGCCUGACAAGAGCAAGGCGGUACGUUGAAUGUGCGUUUGGGAUAAUGGCGAAUAAAUGGCGAAUUUUCCAUCAACCAUUAAAUGUAUCAACGGAUUUAGCAGUCGACAUAGUAAAAACUUGUUGUUUGUUGCAAAAUUUUAUCCACAAAGAAGAAGGAAUUAUUAAUAAUAUGGCAUGUGAUUUAUUGCUACUGACUCUGAUUCCGCCCUGCUCGAUAUACCUAGUUCAAAUUCGGUAAGAGGUUCUUUAACAGCCAAUAAUAUCCGCAAUAAAUUUGCGGAGUAUUUUAUGACACCAGAGGCGAGAUUGCAGUGGCAGAAUCAAU
Molecule: messenger RNA, 2625 nt
Organism: Acanthoscelides obtectus
Lineage: Eukaryota; Metazoa; Arthropoda; Insecta; Coleoptera; Chrysomelidae
Source: the annotation of a GenBank genome assembly